Messenger RNA from Yarrowia lipolytica CLIB122, 1836 nucleotides. NCBI's taxonomy places the organism in Eukaryota, Fungi, Ascomycota, Dipodascomycetes, Dipodascales. The record is from RefSeq and is a predicted model, not a curated record.
AUGAAGUGGUCUACUACAACCCUCCUCAGCCUGUGCCUGGCCUCCUCGGCCGUGGCUGUGGCCGUCCCCUUUGCCCAGGACGGCGCAACCUACCAGUGCCAUGCCACUUGUGGUAACAUGAUUCUGGAUGCCCGAAAGUGCGCCGACGGUGACUCCUGGAACAGAGACUGUCUGUGUGACAACGGCACUCCCUUUGAGCAGGCCCGAGACCCUUGUCUGGAGUGUGGCUCCACUCUGUGGAACGAUUACGGCAAGUACCUUGAGCCUCCUCUUGCCUUCUGCGGCUUCCCCACCAAGCCCGUCGAUCCUAACGCUGCCUCUUCUUCUGCCGCCCCUGAGUCUUCUGCUGCUCCCGAGACUUCUUCUGCUGCUCCCGAGACUUCUUCUGCUGCUCCCGAGACUUCUUCCGCUGCUCCCGAGACUUCUUCUGCUGCUCCCGAGUCUUCCGCUGCUCCCGAGACCUCCGCAGAGGCCACCCCUGCUACUACCGAGCCUACCUCUGCUUCUCCUGCCUCUUCUGCCGCUUCUGCCACUCCCACUUAUGACCCCUGCCACCCCAUUUGCGGCAACCUGAUUCUCUCUGCUCGACGAUGUGCCGACGGAGAUUCGUGGAACAAGGACUGUCUGUGUAACGAGGGAACCAACUUCCACGACAAUGCACCCAACUGUCUUGCUUGUGGAGCCGGUAUCUGGCCUCAGUACGGUCAGUACCUCGAGGGCCCUCUUGCUUUCUGUGGUCUUCCUACCGCCCCUCAGGGUCUUGUUGAGUCUACCUCUCCCGCUAGCUCUUCUGCCGCUCCCCAGUCUUCUGCCCCUGCCGAGUCUUCUGCUCCUGCCGAGUCUUCUGCCCCUGCCGAGACCUCCGCCGCCGCCGAGUCUUCCGCCGCCGCCGAGUCUUCCGCUGUUCCUCAGACUACUGUUGCCCCCGUCAACUCCACUGCCCCUGUUGAGUCUUCUGCCGCCCCUACCAACGUCCCUGUGUCCUCUCAGCUCCCCGUGAACUCCACUGAGGCCCCUGAGGAAUCCACCACCGCCCCUAUCACCGCCGCUCCCACCCCCACCUCUGGCCAUGUCCACAACUCCACCGUGACUGGCACCGAGCACACCACUAUCACCACCACCCAGACUGUCACUUACUGUGACGAGGGAUGCCACCAGACCGAGGUCACCAUCACAACCGUCGUGCCCGUCACCCACACCGUCACCACCUGCCCCACCGUCAUUGAGGGUAAGACUGUGACCGUUGUUGUUCCUUGCGAGAUCACCAGCACCGAGGUCAAGCCUACUCCCACCGAGAGCUCUGAGAAGCCUCAGACCGAGAAGCCUGCUCCUAAGCCUCAGCCCACUGAGUCGAAGCCUGCUGCUUCUCCUAAGCCUGAGUCUUCCAAGCCUGCUCCUGCUCCCAAGCCCGAGUCUUCCAAGCCUGCUCCUGCUCCCCAGCCUGAGUCCUCUAAGCCUGCUCCUGCUCCUAAGCCCGAGUCUUCUGCUCCUGCCACCAAGCCUCAGCCUACUGCUGCCCCCAAGCCUCAGCCUGAGCAGCCUUCCAAGCCCGAGACUCCCGCUGCCAAGCCCGAGCAGUCCUCCCCUGCUCCUCAGCAGCCUUCUGUCAAGCCCGAGCAGUCCUCCCCUGCUCCUCAGCAGCCUUCUGUCAAGCCUGAGCCUGCCCCUGCUCCUCAGCAGUCUGGACAGCCCCAGAAGCCUGGCAACGGCGGUUCUCCUUCCCAACCCGCUCAGGCCCAGCCUUCUGCUUCCACCCCUCAGCAGGCCAACUCCGGCUCCAAGCUCUCCGUCGGCGCCUCCAUUGUCGCCGGCGCUCUCCUCGCUGCUCUCAUUUAA